AUGUCCUGCAACGCCGGCGGCAGCAAUCUCUCCGGCAACGACCUCGUGGACUGGCUGGACGUCCUGCCGUUCUACGCCUUCGACUUCCAGGCGGAGACUUCCCGGCCGCCGCCCGGCGGGAGUGGCUCGCCGGGCGCCGCGCCCCACAGCAGCAGCAGCAGCAGCUCGAGCGGCACCCCCGACGCCUUCACCUGGGAACGCGACGCCGCGUGCGUCCCGCUCUCCGUGCAGCUGGGGGCGGGCGCGGGGCCCGGCGAGCCGCUCCCCCUCUGCAGGCCGAGCACCGCCCUGCAGCUGCGGGGCCCGCGGAGCCCGACGGGGCGCGUCACGGCAACGCUGCAUCGCUCGAACAGCGUCGACGUCUACGGCCGCGUCGUCACCCGCCACUCGAUCACCUCCCACCCGCGGCCGGGGCUGCGGGUGGAGAUCCCGGAGGAUAACCCGGAGGAGUACCACCUCGAGCUCGCGACGCUGCUGCAGCAAAAGCAGAGCGGGCGCAACAGCCUGCGCGGCCCUGAAGUAGUGCUCUCCGCCGGCAACUGCGGCGGGGGCGAGGAGGGCAGCGGCAGCCGGUCCCAGUCCGUCACGCUGCUUUUGCCCCCAUCCAUCACCCACACACGCGGCUCCCUCGGCGCGGAGGACGCGUUGCCGAGCGACCCCCCGCUGGGCACCUCCCGGCAACUACUCGGCGCGGAGUCGAGGGAAAAGUACCAGCCCUGUACGACUCCCUCCCAUCGCGACAGCCCCGACGCACGAGCGCUGGCGGCAAAAGCAGUGAAGACGAGCUCCUACUCUGUCGCUCCCGUGGUAAGGGUGAGGGGCGUAGCUGAGAGGAAACGAGUUGCUGGAGGCGCCCGACCACGGCACGAAAAGCCGCAUAACGGCAACUCCACUAUAAAUACUUCUAGGAAGGGGAAGGAAAACCCCCCGCAGGGAAGCUGUAUUUCCAGACUUUUCUGUAUGUCAUAA
Messenger RNA from Trypanosoma conorhini, 969 nucleotides. RefSeq names its product 2,4-dienoyl-CoA reductase-like protein. The record is from RefSeq and is a predicted model, not a curated record. Bases 1 to 969 code for a protein of 322 amino acids. The transcript has a single exon. Lineage: Eukaryota; Euglenozoa; Kinetoplastea; Trypanosomatida; Trypanosomatidae.